This is a messenger RNA of Spathaspora passalidarum NRRL Y-27907, 2181 nucleotides long. It is a transcript of the gene STE11, whose product is annotated as mitogen-activated protein kinase kinase kinase. The record is from RefSeq and is a predicted model, not a curated record. Gene Ontology annotation, biological process: protein phosphorylation. NCBI's taxonomy places the organism in Eukaryota, Fungi, Ascomycota, Pichiomycetes, Serinales, Debaryomycetaceae. Gene Ontology annotation, molecular function: protein binding; ATP binding; protein kinase activity. The transcript has a single exon. The coding region runs from base 1 to 2181 and encodes 726 amino acids.
AUGUCAGACACUACUGAGAUAGUGGAAAUCACACAGGCUGACCCGCGCAACGAUGUUAAGGAAUUAAAACAGUGGUUGACCAAUUCUGACUGCCAGCAGUACUUUCCCAAGUUCGUUGACAACGGGAUCACUCUUGAUCUAGUGCCUGAACUCGACACCGAAGCGUUGAAAGAGUUGGGGAUUACAAAAUUGGGGGAUCGAUUAAGAUUAGAGUUGGCUAUUUCGAGCAUGAAACAAGAGCAGUUGCAACAGCGAGUGGGCAUUGAAGAGAUACUAGAGAUGGUUAACAAUAAGCCUGCCGUGGUUACGCCUGGAACUGUAGCAGAGGCCAAUGAAGCUACAUUGACCCAAUUAGAAGGCGGUAAUACAACGUCAAUUACCCCAUCUUCAAAAGACUCCAGCAAGAAUAUCAUGUUUAUUUUACAAGAUGGGUCCAUGAUCAAAGUGAAUGUUGGCGGGUGUUUCAAUGCCCAAUCCAUCAAGAGAAAAGUGUUGAAGAAACUUGGAUUCAAGUCACAAGAAGCCCAAUUUGACACAUAUAUCCAUAGCACGAAUUCGGAUGGAGUGUCUAAUGUAAUCAUGCUUUUUGAUGUUGAAUUAGUCACCAUAUGUUAUUCUCCCGAACGAUUGGAAAAACACCGGAUUAUGUUUGUUCCCAAGAAUGAUUAUCCCACCGAAGUCGCCAUCGAAACAUCCAAGAAAAUUAUGCACAAGUAUGCCUCCAGAAGCAGAGACAGUAGCAUGAACUCCAGAAACCAAAGAUCGCAAAUGAGGAACUUCUUUGGCCAGAGACCACCUAGUGAAUUGAUCUCUUCCAAUUUGGCGGAAUAUUUCCCAGAAGCCAGAAAGAAGGAUUUAGAACAAACAGUUAGAAAUUCAGUUAGACAUAGUGUGAGAUUAUCGCGAAGAUUCAACAUCCCGCCUGGGGCAUUCAGCUCUGGUUUCAACAAGAGGAACUCCGUCUGGAGUAAUGCUACCGGGUUGGCUUCACACAAGGCAGUGUCUAUUUCUUCUGGAGAAACAGGCAAUGGCUAUAGAAGGUCGCAACGUACCAUUGGUGAUGUAAUGAUGAAUAACAUCUCUGCCAUUGAUGAGGCAGUCAGCUCCACGGAAACGUUCCACACUCCUCCCACCAAUACUAUUUUUAACGAUACCAAGUCAAUUGCAUCCUCAAAGAAAAGUCGCAAUGCCCUUCAUCGUAUAUCCAUGGUUGCUGAUUCGUUACCGGCCGCCAAUAGACUUUCUACUAUCGAGUUGAUCAGUUCAGAUUCCGAAGAGGAAGAUAUUGAUGGCGACGAUGAGUUUGAUAAAGUGGAUAUAUUUGCUGAUUUUGACGUUCCAAAACAUUGGUUGAAAGGUGCUCGAAUUGGCUCUGGUAGCUUCGGUACCGUUUAUUUAGGGAUGAAUCCUCACACGGGGGAAUUAAUGGCUGUUAAACAGAUUCCCUUACCCACAGAAAAGAACCGUCACAAUACUGACGUCGAGAGAUCAAUGGCGGAACAACAACGUGAAAUGACCUUGUUGAAGGAGUUGGACCAUGAGAAUAUUGUGAGGUAUUUUGGGUCAACCACCGACGAGAAUUUUUUGAAUAUAUUUUUGGAGUAUGUUCCUGGUGGUUCGGUUCAAACCAUGUUGAAUUCGUAUGGACCAUUUGAAGAGCCAUUGAUUAGGAAUUUCAUCAGACAAGUGUUAAUUGGGUUAAAUUAUUUACAUGGAGAAGAUAUCAUUCAUCGGGAUAUCAAGGGAGCAAACAUUCUUAUUGAUAUUAAAGGGACAGUAAAGAUUGGGGAUUUCGGGAUUUCGAGAAAGGUUAGCAGCAUUGAUGAAGAGGACGAAGUGUUUAAAAAGACAGGCAGAAGAGCGUCGUUACAAGGCUCGGUGUUUUGGAUGGCUCCUGAAGUGGUUAAACAGACAGUCUACACUAAAAAGGCCGAUAUUUGGUCGGUGGGGUGUUUGAUUGUGGAAAUGUUUACAGGUAGACAUCCAUUCCCCGACUUGAGUCAGAUGCAAGCAUUGUUUAGGAUUGGAUCUCAUAUCCCACCACAGAUUCCCGAAUGGUGUACUCAAGAGGCUAAGGAUUUCUUGACCGAGACGUUUGAGCUUAACUACGAAAAGAGACCUGAUGCCAUUGAGUUGUUAGCCGAGACAUUCUUGAAUCCAUUGAUUAUGUCUAAACAAUAA